GGAAUCGAUUUAAAUGGUCUCAGUCUAUUCUUCCACAGCUCAGCAACCAAUUCUCUAUUACAAAGAGCUGCAAUGAGCGUCAUUUGGCGGAUCCUUAUUUUAGUUUUUAGACAUUAGUUCAUAUGCCAAAACCGAGGACCCAUGUAAAGACUACAUAGAAUCGUCAGAAUCACGGCGAAGACUGUCUUUUCCCAGUACAUAUAUUCCCUGCAAUGAAUCUGCCCGGUCGACUGGAUGGUUCCGCAUAACGGGGGAGGCUGGUAAUAAAGUGACCGAUUGGUGUGGGCAUAAUGAAUGUGAUAUGUACUCUCCGUGGUGGAUCACUGGAAGCCAUCCCAAAGAAGAAGAUGGUAUUGUGAGAAGACAAAUCUGCCCUCGUAUUUCCUUCAUGAGAUGCUGCUAUUAUUUAGCUGAAAACCCAAACUUUAUUUUGAUCAAGAAAUGCCCUGGUGGAUAUUUUGUGUACAGUGCAUCGCUACUAAAAACGGCUUGUGUCACAGAUCGUUUUGCACAGAAACAGACAGUAGCGACCCCUGUCUGAGCAGUAACUGCACCGAUGGCUGCACGAAUAACAACGGGACAUUUGAAUGUGUCUGCCCAAAAGACAAAGUGCUAGAUGGAAGUGACUGCGUUUUACCAUGCUUAAUAAAAAACGGUGGUUGAAGCCAUAACUGCUCAAAUAUCCACGGGAAACCAUCUUGCUCGUGUCCGGCAUACCUCGUGUUGGGAAAUGACAACAAGACUUGCGGUACUCUCGAACAAUCAUUUUAAUAGCGCUUGAAAAAAAAUUGGUGAAAAUUCCUACAUUGAAGGUGGUCUAUAAUAAAAUGGAAAUAAAAUGAGUAUAAUUUUGCAAUUUCUUAAUUUUAAUAUGUCACAGAAACUAACAAUUGUUCGUCAAAUCAUUCGAUAAAGUCGUUGUUCAAGUAACAGUAGGUAAUUUAUAAUGUUGGUGUGUUAUUCAGUGAGUAAGUGUCAAAUAGGAAAUGGCGGGUGCAGUGACUUUUGUCAUGAAGAUAGAAAAGGCGAGGUUGUCUGCAGUUGUCCAGCAAACAUGAUCGUUGGCUCCGACCAGAAAACAUGCAAAACGUCUUGUACUAUCAACAACGCAGGGUGCAGCCAUUUUUGUAACGAUACUGACCAUGGGGCAGUGUGCGACUGCCCACCAAACCUUAAGCUUGGCUCAAACAACAAGCUCUGUGAUGUGAACGUCAAUGAAUGCAAAACUGUUCCUAAUUUGUGUUCAUCCAACGCUAGCUGCAUCAAUACUUUUGGGUCUUACAAAUGUGAAUGUAAACCAGGAUUCAAUGGUGAUGGUCAACAGUGUGUGGUGGAAAAAUGGAGCGACCCAUCUACAAAAAGGUGUCUUUGCCGCGUUCGUGCCGAGAUAAGCGAGACGUCCAUAGGGCCCAUCCUCUAUGAGUUUCCGACGCUUAUCUACGGGUUCAGCAAUGUGUGGGUAGAGGAGGCCAAUGCAUCUUCUCCCGUGCCUGUCACCGACAGAUAUCCUGGCUUCUAUUCUACCCGUAGGCGGCGCCAGCUGACAAUUCCCGACUUGUACACCUGUUUGAAGGUACUGCGCGAGUGCCCGGCCGACUGUGAGAGGUUGUCGAAACUUACCUUGGGCGACGCAGGCCUGGGUAAGAAGUUUUCUGUUCAAAACUCAGCUGGUGUAGACGCCAAGAAAACUCUUGGACAAAUUUCGUGCGAAAGAUUUGGUCAUGACAUCGCACCACCAGGCAAGCGAGUGGUCACAUUUUACAAGCCGCCUCGUGCAUGAAUGUGGCACUGAACUGUCCACUCUUGUAUUUUACCAGCGUUUUUGCUGUACAAAUUAUAACCUGCCUGGAAUCGGUUCCCUUACUUUGUAUAACGUAAAAUGCACGAAGGACAUUGCCUUAACCGAUAUUUUUGGCUAGAGGCAAUUUCUGUCAUGAAACAAAUGCCAAUAGCCGUAAACUCUUGGAAUAAUGCCUUUUGACGCAGUUUUUGAUUAGUAUUGAAUUACACAUAGGAUUGCUUUUGAAUAACACGAAUCAUACAAGAUUGACAUUUGUCUUAUUUCGAAUUUUCGUAUUUAUUCAUGCCCAAAAUGAAAAUCAAAGUUACUUAUGUUUAAUGCAUAAUUGUAAACUCUAAAAUGACCAUGUCAUUGGCAGUUUCUGAGAGUUUAGGAUAAUCGCUAACACAAUAACAUAAUGAAAAUAAAUAUAAAAAGCGGAUAUGGUUAUAAUAAGACUAACUAUGCAAAAACACAAUUUUUGCACCUUUUUUACCUUCUGCCAUAAUAUGUUUUGACUGCCAUUUUGUUUUUUUGCUAAAACGUAAGUAUAUUCACUAGUCUUAAUGUGCUCUUCUGAUAGGAAAAACAAUAAAAAAACUCUUA
Lingula anatina is the source of this 2386-nucleotide messenger RNA. Its product is annotated as signal peptide, CUB and EGF-like domain-containing protein 1. NCBI's taxonomy places the organism in Eukaryota, Metazoa, Brachiopoda, Lingulata, Lingulida, Lingulidae. The record is from RefSeq and is a predicted model, not a curated record.